AUGAGCGGCUAUUCAGGGCAGCAGAAAGAAGCGGCAGACCUUGCCGCCUGCCUGGUACGCACAAGUCCGCUCUCGAGAAUCAACGAAAGCAUUGCGCACGCCAGUAAGAGAGCCGAGGCUCUUGAGCCUUGUGUGCUGUUCCUUCUUGCAGCGGCUCUCUGCCCUGCAGUCGAGAAUCUGCUCAAGGAGAAGUAUCAGGGUUUGCCGGAGCUGAUCAUUGAUCCGGAGGUGGGAAAGUAUUUCAUCGCGACGCCGUUCAACAAGCUGAAAGCUAGCUUUCGCAGUCCUUGGACAGAUGCGUGGCUUCCGCCCAUACCCGAGGCUGCGAAGCCGGCUCCUCACUUGCGCCAGCUAGAGGCGCAGUUCAAUGCGGCUUACGACGCUUACAGAGACGCGCAUUACGGCAGCGGCGUAUCAUCGGUGUAUGUAUGGCCGCUUCAGAAUCACGAUGGCUUUGCUGCUGCCUUCCUGCUUCUCAAAGAGGUUGCCGUGGAUGAAGCUGUGCGCCCUCUUUGCUUCUUUUCACAUCGUCUUGAAGUGACACUAACGGCUACUAAUGCGCAUUAUCGCGCCUCUUCGCAUCUCCUGCUGCUCGUUCCCUGUGAAGGAGACGCUUCUCUCAAGGGAGGCGUCUCUACCCUCCUUUCCCGUAGCGUAGAGCAGACUCAGAAGGUGCAGGAUGCGAGAGCAGCAGCUACCGCAGGAUCGGGAGCACCCAUGGGGCCCCAGCACCUGGCGGUAGGGGGCCCCCUUAUUGAGAGAAACGAAGCGGCACUGCUGGAUGCUGCUGGCGAGACGCGUGCAUGCUGUAGCGAGGCUGCUGCUGCGGCUGGUGCGGCAGACUAUCCGAGACUUACGUUCUUCGCAAGAGCCAAACCAGAUGAAAAUUUGGGGGAUAAACGGGCAUGGCGAGCCACGACGUGUGCGAGAGACUUUCUUUGUGGGGGGGUGGGGCCCUGUGGAUGUGCUGUGCCUUUACCAAGGACGAGAACCGAAAAAAUCCUGUAA
This is a messenger RNA of Cyclospora cayetanensis, 1008 nucleotides long. RefSeq names its product F-actin-capping protein subunit beta. The record is from RefSeq and is a predicted model, not a curated record. Gene Ontology annotation, molecular function: actin filament binding. NCBI's taxonomy places the organism in Eukaryota, Apicomplexa, Conoidasida, Eucoccidiorida, Eimeriidae. Gene Ontology annotation, biological process: cell morphogenesis; barbed-end actin filament capping. Gene Ontology annotation, cellular component: F-actin capping protein complex. The coding region runs from base 1 to 1008 and encodes 335 amino acids. The transcript has 10 exons.